CCGGCAUGUGACCUCCUCGUCUUUCCACUAAACAUAAACAAAUUAUUCUUCAUCUAAAAGAAUAGAGGGUAGUUAAAUUUUGAGUUUUUAAAACCAUAGAUUGAUUUUCGGUAGCUCAUUGUACGUUGCAAGGACUUUCUCUUUGUAUUUCUGGUUUUUAGAUUCGUUUAUAGCGAACACGUGUUUGGACAAUGAAGAUUUCUUUGGAUCCUUCCACUCAAUCCAAUUAUUAUGAUGUUGCUAUUCAACAUUUACUGUUAGAUGCUGAAAUCGACUUUGACAAAGAACUUCUUUUUGGUGCUGUCGAGUACAAAAUUCAAGCUGCACGAAUUUCUCAACCACUGUCCCAUAUUAUUUUAGACACAUCCUACCUGGAUGUUAAGGACGUAUCCUUAGAUGGUACACCUGUUCCUUUUCGUAUCGAUGAACGCCAUGACUUUUUAGGAUGUGCCCUUCAUAUCAUUCCUCCAGAGCCAAUCCCAGCCGUGAAUGUUGCAACUUUACGUAUUAAUUAUUCUACUACUAAGGAAUGUACAGCGAUUCAGUUUCUGGAGCCUAAACAGACCAUUGGAGGAAAUGCUCCCUAUAUGUUUUCUCAAUGUCAGGCCAUUCACGCUCGUUCUAUGCUACCUUGCCAAGACACUCCUUCUGUAAAAGUUCCCUGUACCUUCCACAUACGUUCUAAACUUCCCGUCAUUGCAUCUGGUAUUCCCUGUGGUACCCGUGAUUUCCGCAACGAUUCUCUCGUAUACAUGUUUAAACAACCUCUUGGUAUUCCUUCUUACUUAAUUUCCAUCUUAAGUGGUGACCUCGCUUCUUCUUCCGUUGGCCCUCGUUCAACUGUGUAUACCGAGCCUGACAACAUUGUUGCUUGUAAGUUUGAGUUUGAACAUGACAUGGAGAAGUUCAUGAAGGCUGCUGAAUCUCUUACUACUCCUUACGCAUGGACGCGUUAUGACUUCGUUGUCCUUCCUCCUUCUUUUCCUUAUGGAGGCAUGGAAAACCCCAAUGCGACAUUUGCUACUCCCACUCUUAUCGCUGGAGACCGUUCUAACGUCUCUGUCAUUGCUCACGAACUUGCUCAUUCUUGGAGUGGUAACCUUGUUACCAAUGAGUCUUGGCAAUGUUUCUGGCUUAAUGAAGGUAUGACUGUAUUUUUAGAGAGAAAAAUUAUUGGCCGCGUUCAGGGAGAACAACAUCGCCAGUUCGAUGCCAUUAUCGGUUGGGGUGAAUUGAAAGAAGCUGUAGAACUUUUCGGUAAAGACCAUGAAUUUACCAAGCUUAUCGUAGACCUCAACGGAAAGGAUCCCGAUGAUGCCUUCUCAACUAUUCCGUACGAAAAAGGUUUCAAUUUCCUAUAUGAAAUCGAGCGGGUUGUCGGUGGUCCCACUGCUUUUGAGCCUUUCUUGUCUUUCUAUUUUAGGAAAUUUGCCAACUCUACUGUCAACGAAACAAAGUUUAAGAACGCUGUUUAUGAAUUCUUUAAGCCUUUGGGUCUCUCUGAUGCUCUUGAUUCCAUCGAUUGGGAUGCGUGGUAUUAUGCACCUGGCAUGCCCCCUGUAACGCCCAAAUUUGAUACUACAUUAGCUGACAACUGUUACAAACUUGCCGAUGUGUGGGUUAGCAGCGCUAAAUCUUCUCAAGAUCCAAAUAGAUUUAAGAAAGAUGAUAUAGAAGGUUGGUCAGCUGGUCAGCUUUCUCUUUUCCUUGAUGUUCUUUUUGAGGCAGACGCCUUCCCACAUAAUUAUAUAGCAGCCAUGGAUUCUGCUUAUUCCUUCUCCAGUUCUAGAAAUGCUGAAAUUUCUUUCCGCUACUUUAAGCUUGUCCUCAAGAGCGAAUACCGCCCUCUCUACGACCUUGUCGUUGAGCAGGUGGGCAAGGUUGGUCGUAUGAAAUUUGUCCGCCCUACUUACCGUUUGUUAAACCAAGCUGAUCGUGAAUUGGCUGUGAAGACAUUUAGAAAAUAUAGCGGUUUUUACCAUAAGAUUUGCGCCGGCCUUGUGAAGAAGGAUUUAGGUAUUAGCGAAAACUAAAACAUCUCCCAAGUUUAAAUAUCUACGAUUCAGUACAUCUCUCUACUUAGUCUAAUUACUAUUUACAAAGAUAAUUUUACAUAUUUGACUAGACACAUUUUUAGAUUACAUGAAAUAAGAAUAAAUUGAACACUUCUAAG
This is a messenger RNA of Schizosaccharomyces cryophilus OY26, 2173 nucleotides long. RefSeq names its product leukotriene A-4 hydrolase. The record is from RefSeq and is a predicted model, not a curated record. The transcript is spliced from 2 exons. The coding region runs from base 192 to 2033 and encodes 613 amino acids. Lineage: Eukaryota; Fungi; Ascomycota; Schizosaccharomycetes; Schizosaccharomycetales; Schizosaccharomycetaceae. Gene Ontology annotation, molecular function: zinc ion binding; aminopeptidase activity; metallopeptidase activity. Gene Ontology annotation, biological process: proteolysis. Gene Ontology annotation, cellular component: cytosol.